AUGCCGCAGACCGACCCCACGACCGCCUUUCCAAACUACGAAUACUGCACGGAGGAACAUCUAAAAAAGGACGUCGAAGAACAUCAGGAUAUAUGCGCUCGGCGCUGGCUACCUGCAUGGAUUGCAUUCGUGGACAGUGCAAUCAACAUCGUUUGCCUUGAGGAGCAGGAAGCCCUGCACUGGCACGUCGUAACCAGGGGACCUGAGUUACAGAGAGAUGGCGCAAUUUUGUUUACACAUCGCCCCGCUUGUAGGGUAGGGGAGCGCAAAGACAUGUUUCCUUCCGACAUGAAGGCCUUUGACAGGCAGUCUGCUGUAUUUUUCCACAAUUGCAGGCACACCAUUCACAUAUCCACGGGCAUGACUGCGCUGUUGUUUCAAGAUCUGCCAGUAAGUCUGCGAAUAGCCAACAUCGCGGGCACGGUGCCGAAACAGGAGAUGCGGAUGCGUCGCGACUACAACUCAGUCUGGUCUCUUGCGCAAAUUCACACCGUGGUUGAGAUCGCACCACAAGAAGAGGCGCACGAGUCUAUUUGCGGAGGGUUAUAUCUUGAUCCAUCUCGCCCCCAGUACCGUUACGAGCAAGGCGCCAUACUAUGUAGCAAAUAUCCGGUGGACACCACCACAACUAGCUCCACUUGGUCAGACUUCGGUUUCGAGUACGAUCUUAUCAAGGCCGGCCGAUACAAUGAGCUCCCAGACCAACAUAUACUCUCUCGUACUCAAUGUCUAGAAUGCGAGAUAACGGCUCGUACGAUCAACAACGUGUUGUGGGAUGUGAUAAGGGAGGUUGGCGGACUCCAAUCACUGAGGGCCAUGAACGAGGAAGAGAGGAAUAAGGUACUUCAGAAGCUUCGUUUGGAUUGGAGAGAUAGAUUCAGGAAACUACGAGAUGACCUCGAUCACAUUCACUUCCCUACACAAGAGAGCGCACAAGAGAGCGCACAACAGUGCGCGUGUGGUCCGGAUGAUCUGGCCAUGCUCGAAGACCGCAUGGAUAGAGCAAUGGGAGACGGGCAUGUAAAGGCAAUGGAGGCUCUCAAAAAGGUGGCAGGUCGGCAUCUUCCUCUUUAG
This is a messenger RNA of Cucurbitaria berberidis CBS 394.84, 1074 nucleotides long. RefSeq lists its product as uncharacterized. The record is from RefSeq and is a predicted model, not a curated record. The transcript is spliced from 2 exons. Bases 1 to 1074 code for a protein of 357 amino acids. NCBI's taxonomy places the organism in Eukaryota, Fungi, Ascomycota, Dothideomycetes, Pleosporales, Cucurbitariaceae.